Molecule: messenger RNA, 775 nt
Organism: Rattus rattus (black rat)
Lineage: Eukaryota; Metazoa; Chordata; Mammalia; Rodentia; Muridae
Gene: Sftpc
Product: surfactant protein C
Exons: 6
Coding region: 6-590 (194 amino acids)
Biological process (GO): respiratory gaseous exchange by respiratory system
Cellular component (GO): extracellular region; alveolar lamellar body
Source: RefSeq, a predicted model, not a curated record
ACAAAAUGGACAUGGGUAGCAAAGAGGUACUGAUGGAGAGCCCACCGGAUUACUCGGCAGGUCCCAGGAGCCAGUUUCGCAUUCCCUGCUGCCCCGUGCAUCUCAAACGCCUUCUCAUCGUGGUUGUGGUGGUAGUCCUUGUCGUCGUGGUGAUUGUAGGGGCUCUGCUCAUGGGCCUUCACAUGAGUCAGAAACAUACUGAGAUGGUCCUUGAGAUGAGCAUUGGAGGAGCACCGGAAACUCAGAAACGCCUCGCCCUGAGUGAACACACAGACACCAUUGCUACCUUCUCUAUUGGCUCCACUGGCAUCGUUCUAUAUGACUACCAGCGGCUCCUGACCGCCUAUAAGCCAGCUCCAGGAACCUACUGCUACAUCAUGAAGAUGGCUCCAGAGAGCAUCCCUAGUCUUGAGGCUUUGGCUAGAAAAUUCAAGAACUUCCAGGCCAAGCCCUCCACACCCACCUCUAAGUUGGGCCAGGAAGAAGGGCACAGUGCUGGAUCUGAUUCUGAUUCUUCUGGGCGAGACCUGGCUUUCCUGGGCCUUGCUGUGAGCACCUUGUGUGGAGAGCUACCACUGUACUAUAUCUAGCACCCCUCAGGGUGCAGAAACCGCUGCGGGACAGGAAAGACCCUCCGCAAAGGGUCUUUGGCAGAUAAGCAGGAAGCUGCUCCUGUCCAUACUCUACAGAAGAGGGUGGAAACCUGUGGAGGAAAGGUGUCUCCUACAGCCUCGGGAAUCCUACUACAAAAGAAUAAAGCAGCCCUAUUGAAAAA